AUGCGUCAUGAGUGGGCAGGAGAUUGUGACCUGGGAGAUGGAAAGCUUCAAACUUUAUAUCAGGAAUACAUGGACAGAAAAACCUUCUAUGGUGGAUUAGGACUUAAGGAUCAAGAGUAAGAAUGAAAGAAGAUAUGGCGCUUGUGAUUUCUGGUUUGGAUAACGAUUUAAGGUUUCUGGUUGGUGGAGAAAAGCUGCAAAAGACAAGUAUGCAGCUAAACAACGUCAGUCAAAUGCUUCUGAAGAUGGCAUGUUUGCAUUGGCUUGGGAGUGUGAAUGCUUCCAGACUCUCAUUAACAUUAACAAAGACCUAA
Porites lobata is the source of this 314-nucleotide messenger RNA. NCBI's taxonomy places the organism in Eukaryota, Metazoa, Cnidaria, Anthozoa, Scleractinia, Poritidae. The record is from the annotation of a GenBank genome assembly.